AUGGCCAGCGAAAAACCAAAGCAUCUUCCUUUGGUCUACAACCCGCUUCUCAAUUGCAUAUUCAACAAUCCACAUCAUCUGAAGUCGGCCCUCAAAGCCACAAUCCGGGAACUUUGCCGUCUGCACAAUGACUAUGCCAUUCUUGUUCCUCCAGCAUACAUACUCCAAGAGUGCUACGACCACCUGUCACAGAAACUAAGCGAAAUAUGCUUCACGUCUGAGGACUUUGUGAAGUCCCACAUCAUCAAGACUAGUGCGCCUUUAUCUACGUCGUCUGCUCCAGUGACCAAAGUCCAGCUGGUUUUGUACAGCACCAUGAACGGUAAGCAGGUUCUUAUCAAAAACGGUAUGGUCUUCACGGGCCGUGGUUCCAAGCGCAGCAUGAAGCUUAGGAUCCUUAAUGUCAACUACUUUAUUUCUUUCUGCGAUUACUUCCCGAAGAGCAGUAAGUUCUUAUUGAUAUACAUUGAGGACCUGCUUUUUGGCCACAAGCCGAUGGUUGAGGGGCCACCCGCAACUCCGGUUGAUGAGCCGAAGAUACUACCUUUGAAGAAGGAAUCGGCAAUAACUUUUGAAGAGCUUUUGCGUAACUUCCCUGUCCUCUCUCGAGCAAUGUCUGAUAAGUUCUACAUUCUUUUCCAUCAUAAUAACCGCCGGUUCCAGCGUCUUCGAACAAGACAGCGGAUGUCGCUUCAAGAGAUCAGAAAUGAGUUCACAGCUUUAGUUGACGAAGCGUUCUCCAUUAUCCAAAACUGCGUCAAUGCAGAGACCGUUGAUGGAGAAAGAACGUACAAUCUACUCAAUUCCAUUGUCACGCAACACAAGAACGUGGAUCUCAACAGUCUAGUCCACGAGUAUGUGGAGCUAAAUAUAUAUAACAAGGUGUGGCUGCAGCUCCUUUUCCAGUAUCAGAACUAUGAAGUGGAUGAUGGACUUUAUGAAGAUGAUAAACCGGAGCUUAUAUUGACCCCAAAUUUGUACAGAGAUUUAUCUUGCUUAUCCCUCAACCACUUGGACAUUCCAGUCGACGAACCUUGGAAUUUGAAUGUUCUAUACAGAAGGGUCUCGGAUGCAAUUGAACAGUUUUCUCAAUUGGCGAACUCCACAGUUGCUAACCAGAAACAAAAAGUCUUGCUUAUCAAAAAUGCGGUGAACAUUUUAACCACUGGCUCUCCUGCUGGUGGCAACUCUUCCCCUGAUCUUGUGGUUGAUGCAGAUACGCUCAUUGGAUUACUCAUCAUGGUUGUUGUGCAUUCUAAAGUUCCAAAUUUAGAAGCUCACCUAUACUAUAUCAGACAUUUUGGUGCCUCCAGUACAUGCAAAAGUGACAACACGGCUAGUGCUGAAAUUGAAUCUGGCUAUCUCAAUUACAUCUUGAGCAACAUCGAUGCCGUGAUAUAUCAUCUUUCAAGCUCAAACAAAUUAGAAUCCGGUAGUCAUUUGAAGGAAAUGAUUUCAUUCUCUGCUCAAAACUACGAACUUUGGUACUCCAUCAGUAUGCAGAAGAUGGACACAUUGCAAAGGGUCCUCGACCAUACAGAAGACAAUUACGGAAAUACUGAUCUCCCAACUAAUCAUUGCAUAAGAAGCAAAAACAUCCACGGUGAAAGCUUCUUUGUCUUUGCUAUAAAAGCGAAAAGUCCUGGCAUUUUUAGAAUGUUACUAACACGAACAGCAGCGUGGAUUCUGUUGGAAGAUAUUCUCUUCGAUGUUAACACAUCUACAGGUCAAAACUUACUCAUGUUAGCUUUGCAAGAAGAAGUGCCUGAGAUUGUAGAAGACAUUUUGGAUGUUCUCUUCGCAAACACUUCGAAGCGUGAAUUGGAACUUUAUUUGAACCUGAGAGACAAUAAUGGAAGAACAGUGGGGCAUUAUCUCUCGCAUGACUUAGACGCUAUGGAUAGGGUGGGCCACCUCAUCGACUGGGAAUCUAAGGAUGUAAGUGGUGUCACUCCAUUGUUCAGUUUCUGUCGCUGUUAUGACCAUUCGCAGUAUGAAUUGCUCAUCAAAAAGGCGUUCGAGUGUGUCUAUAAUCAGUCUUCUGGACCCUUCACCUUUGAAAAUCAUAUUGACAAAAAUGGGAACACUUUGCUCCAUGUUCUUUCCAAAGGUAUUCCUGAAUCCCAAUUACUUUCAAGAGCUUUGAUUGACAUCAAUCAGGUGAACGAUAAGCUCUUUUUCCCCACUGCAAUUUACGUUAGGUUCAGCCGACUCGAUAACUUGAUUUGCUUACUCAAAGACAGUAGAUUGUUUUUCGACUGGGAAGAUUCGAAGAAUUUUUACAAUAUUUUGGACUACUGCAGUUUCUCUGCUAGCAAAGCUGCAAAUGAAACAAAUCAAGCAUUCAAAAGCAUUCAAAAGGUCGUUGUUGAGGAAUACUUCAAACACAACUUCCCUCUUCGUAACAACAUAGACCUAGGCGUGCUAAACUGCCGGUAUGACAAAAGCAACGACGACUGGAUCGUUAAUGUUGCACUUCAUACAAAAAAAAAAUCUGAUCUGGGAAAACUGCAUUACUCUACAAAAUAUGUCACGAUGGAUUGCUUAAGACAGUUUGUACAGAUUCAAAAGUUUUCGAAUCCUUUGGGAUUUGAUAUUAGUCCCGACGAGUUUUGGGUCAAUUUUCCACCCGGGAAACAGGUGAUACCAUUUUGCUCCAAGUUUAGAGCGAAUCGGGUAUUGGAACAUCUAAGCACUUACUUUCUGAGUAUGAACUUUGUUUCAGAUGCUUCGAAAACCACAUUCUUGCGCAAUUUCUCGCGGUGUUGCCAGAGCGAUUCCACUCUGGUUUUAGAUUUGAUGAAGGAAGUUUCGCUGAGACAGGAGGCCGAAAGGCUUGCAUUAGGAAAAGUGCAACUUUCCGUGCAAAACAUACAGGAGAUUGAGUACUUUGUGGCGUUUUCUCGGGAAGAUCUAGUCAAGUUUCAAAAGAGUAUAGCAAAACUUAACAAGCUUGUGAGUAUUGGUGGAGUGAAACAGGGUGAUGUUCGUUUUGUGAUAGACCGUUUCCUCCAGUCUCUUUUCUUUGUUCAGCAGAGGCAGUUGCAGGCUGAAACGGAAGGAAGGCGACUUGAUUCAACGUACUAUGCCUUCCAAUCGUACAUUCAGAGAUUAGAGAGUGGAGUACGCGAACUCCUUGCUAGCUGUGACAAGGUGAGUCAAAAACUCGACCAAUGGAAGCAAAUGUAUCACAAAAUUGUGGAUAUCAAUGUCGAAUUAAGGCGGUUUGAAGACCAGAUAGUGACCCACCCUCUGGGGGACGGUGAUGUUGACGAACAUCAAACCAUUAGCAGAAGGAACACCUUGUCCGUGGAAGACCUCCCACUGCAAGUGGAGGAAACAUCAUCGCCUUUUUUCAACUUUGGUUUCAUCGAAACUAAAAACUCCCGCUACAAGAAAUUGCUCUACUCAAAGUCACAAAGUGUCCAAGAAUUGAUGGAUCUCAAUGUGAGGAUCAAGCUAGAUCACGAGGCGAUAGCUGCAGCGAUUUCGCAGUUUCUCACCUUCAGGUCUGGUUUAAUGACUUUUGCCAUCAAACAGUUUACAAGAACAAACUUGAGAGUCUUGCGCCACCGCCACUACGAAUUGAGCAAAACUCUUGCUGACCUCCACAGUAAGAAAGCUUCGCCCUGGAAUUUCAUACAAUCGUAA
This is a messenger RNA of Clavispora lusitaniae ATCC 42720, 3651 nucleotides long. RefSeq lists its product as uncharacterized. NCBI's taxonomy places the organism in Eukaryota, Fungi, Ascomycota, Pichiomycetes, Serinales, Metschnikowiaceae. Gene Ontology annotation, biological process: early endosome to late endosome transport. Gene Ontology annotation, molecular function: SNARE binding; guanyl-nucleotide exchange factor activity. Gene Ontology annotation, cellular component: early endosome; plasma membrane; tubular endosome. The record is from RefSeq and is a predicted model, not a curated record.